Messenger RNA from Xyrauchen texanus (razorback sucker), 2377 nucleotides. Its product is annotated as tripartite motif-containing protein 44-like. Gene Ontology annotation, molecular function: zinc ion binding. The coding region runs from base 374 to 1330 and encodes 318 amino acids. NCBI's taxonomy places the organism in Eukaryota, Metazoa, Chordata, Actinopteri, Cypriniformes, Catostomidae. The transcript is spliced from 7 exons. The record is from RefSeq and is a predicted model, not a curated record.
CAAAGCAAAACAAGGAAGUGUGGGCAGCUGUGAAUGUGCAGAUACAAUAGAGCAGCAGAGUUUGUUUCUUUCGUACAACUCAUUGAGAACUGGCCAGUGAGAAGGAAAGGAAUUAGCUACAAUUUUAAAAGAUAAAAGAGAGAGAGAGAGAGAGAGAGAGAGAGAAGCACACUCUCUUUACAUACAACAACUCACAGUGGAUCAGAAGAGACUAAGAAACGUCGAAGAAAAAUAGAGUCCACUUCAGAAAGUUCUUCAGGUUUACUGAGAAAUCUUUCCACAUUUGCUUAUUACAGUGGCUGCAGUCAGAUAUUUGAGGCCCCUCCAAAACCAACUUCCUAGUGGCCUGUACCACACCCUGUCUCCCUCUGUCAUGGAUGCGUCAGGGAGAUGCUGGGAUGGCUGUCUGAAUGAGGAAGAUCUGCCUCAGAUGGAUGGCACAUGUGAUGCUUGUGAACCAGAUGAGCCUCAGCCAGCAGCUCAGGUUUGCUCACGUUGUAGCUUCGCCUUCUGCAUCAGCCAUGCGGGCAAACAUUCACAAAGCACUGGUCACCAGCUCCAGCUGUACUGUCCCCCAGAUGCUCAGCCACUGACAGACAGUCAGCGGGCUGAAAUCAGAGCAGAGGGGGCAGAAGCUGCCAUAGGUGAGGAUGAUCAUUUGAAGGGGAAACGAGACAUGGUGACUGUGGAGAGGCUGAAGUGUAAGCAGCACAGACAGGAGGGCUCGCUCUACUGUAAAAAUGAUGAGCGAAUCAUUUGUGUGGUGUGUGCUGUACAGGGAGAACACAGAGAACACGAGAUCAUCACUCUCAAAGAUGCUUACCUGUGGCAGAAGAGCAAAGAAGGCAUUGACCUACUGGAACACACUCAAGAAGUAGCCGAGAAGAUCAAGGCAAAAUGGACAAGUCCUGAUAUGAGUACAGAUGAGCUGGAGCAGUACGUGAACCAGCAGUUUGAUGAGCUGCAUAAGCUGGUCAGGCUCGAGGAGUGGCGCGUGCUGCAUCUGGUGGAUCUAAAGGAGGCAUUCCUUACCGCACAGGCAGCUGAGAAGAUCUCUGAGAUCAGCGUCCACACUGAACGACUACAGGAGGAGAUGGACUCUAUCACACAGCAACUGGGCGAACUGGAUCGGGCAGAGCAGGAUGGAGUCGCCCCCAUGUCCCUGGCCCCACUGCUGGCUGCCAGACCACCACCUCUUCCUGCAUCUCUCGUGGAGCACAGACCACUGGAUCCUGAAGUGAGGCUAAGAGAUGCCAAUCAAAUGAGGGACCCUCAAGACCCUUCAGUAGAUGAAGAGAGAGAAGAUGCUUAUAUGGGACAUGCACCCUAAUGGACAUUCUGUCACCACCUCAUAGUAUCAUCAACCUAUGAUUUUAAUUAUUUGGACUGUUGUCUUUUACCUUGAAAUUAUUGUUUUCUUUUUUCUAAGAAGGUCAUGAAAUAAAUGCUGCAAAUUAUAAUCAAGCUCUGACUCUGCCUUAUGUAUAACCGAAGACUUAUCUCGAAAUGCUGGGUAACUGAGCUGGUUGAUUUAUUGUUGUUAUUUUUUAUGAAUGAGAGUUAAUUCUUGUUCUUUGCUUGAUUAUUUUGCUUUGUGUGGGGCACACUGCUGUGGUUAACAAAAUAUAUUGUUUUGUUUUUUUACCUAUCCUUUUUUCUCAUUGUUAUUCAGACAUUUGUAUAUAAUAAUUCUUCAUAUAUAAAACCCUAACCCAUGGUAUUAAUUGCAUUAAACAAAUUGUAAUGUUUGAUACAUGAAAUGCUGUCUAAUGCCCUGCAAAAUCACCAUUACACCAUAAUUCUACCACGUGCUAUUCGUUGAUUUUAAUAAAGGUUAAACAGGGUAGAUGAUGUAAUGUUAGGAGUUGGCCAGUGCAUUGUUUGGUGCACCGUUUCUAGAUUUCCUGGCUACUUUUUACUUUUUUCUUUAUUCAGAUAUCAGACAAAAUGAACAUCAAGGGAUAUUUUCCUGUCGCUAAUGACAAGUUUGCAAUGCUGCAAAAACAGGUUAUGUAACCGAUGCAAUGAAUAGAGCUGUGAAAUAUCAGCGUGGAGCUGUGUUGAACCAACAACAGUUACAAAUCAUGAGUAUUUCUGGUAUUAAUAUGUCUGUGCAAAUGAGUCUGGAACUGGCAUAUAUGCUUUUCCCAUAAUUUGAGUGACCAGUGAUUUCUUUUUUUUUUAAGUCAUCUUGGUGUUUUUCCACAAUAGUAAAUCUCUCUUUGAUGACUAAAACUGCUUUGCUCAGGGAAUAAAAUGUGAAACAUUGCAUUAUUUGAGCAUUCUAGUGCACUGUUUUUAGGAGGCUGUAAUCAUAUUCUCCAGCAUUUGCAUUUUUGGUGUGAUUUCAACUUUUCUGUUUCCAAAUAAAAAUCAU